AUUUUCUUGCCGUGCAAAUUGUUGAAUGAAAAGGAAUUUGGGUGCAAAAAUAUAAGAACGACUCCGCUUAACUGUUCAAAUCUCUUGCACAGUGGUUAGGAGGGAACGGGAACACAACGCGACGCGACGCAACACAACGCAACGCAACACAACACACAGAUUAUGGAGUUGUUCGACAUGGUUAAAGCCACCCCACCGCCGCUACGGGUUCGGGACUCCAGCAGCUCAACUGCCAAACUGCCAGAGACACCAUCGCCGCAGCCACCAUCGGCGAUGGCCGCCGCCGCCGCCACCUCUUCGUCGCAUCAUUCGGACGUCGAUGCAUUGGACGCUUCCGUGGAGCCCUGCAAACGUUUCGUCGUCCGCCUAAAGCGCACCGUUUCCCGGGAACUAACCAAAGAGGCGGACGAGGACAAAGGACCAAAGGGCAAGGACAAGGACAAGGACAAGGAUAAGGAUAACGAUCAUGAUUCAGAUGAUAAGGAUGGUAUGGAUGACGGGGACGAUUCGAUGCAGCAUUCGAUUCCGCCAAAAACCAAGGCCCAACAAAAGAUGUUUGCCGAUCUCCAUCAGCCAGCAUCCGCGUCCCAGCUGACCAAAUCUGUGGUGGUGCGCCUCAAGCGUUUGACCACAACAGAAAUUGAGAGUUACAUUACAUCAUUCCCCCCAUCCCCAUCCAAUACAGCCAUAUCCACAUCAACGCCCAAGUUCUCAAGCACACCUAUGCCGGGGUCACGCAAACGCGGUCGCCCGAGGAAGGAUCCAAAUACCAGUGACGUCCCAGAGACCCCCUCGCCCCCCAAGAAGCCCAAAGUACACAUCAAGGUACCGUUGGUGCAGAAUAGUGGUAAAAAUCGUUCACUCAAGCAAACGCUGGCCGCAACAGCGACGACCGAAGAGCAGCCCAGAACAAGCAAAGCGGCGGCACAGCUAAGAAGGCAGGAGCUGAUCGAUCGCUUUGGCUCCCGUUUCUUUGGCUGCAUGGUAAAGCUGAAUCGUGUCAAGAUGCCAGACCAGCAGCUCAGGGGAAGCGUGAUGCAAGGAGCAGUGUGCAAGGCCAAGAAGACACUGAAGUGCCCCACCAAGGGGCGGCCGCGGAAGUCCAACCUGUCGGUGUCUUUCAGCGAAUCCGUGGAGAUUUUGGGUAGCAAUGAGAGCAGCACCCAGCGUCGCUCUACGCUGGGCUUGUCCACGAAGCGCAGGGGUUCGCCAAAACCAACGCGCCUUCAGCGUGUGGAUGCCACUGGGAAUGUGCUGGAGGAUAUUUUGCUUGCCACCCCAACGGGCAAGGAUAAGCGCCGCUCCUGCAACGGUUCUUCCGGGUCUCCGGUGAAUCGCAAGCCUAAGAGGUCGGCCAUGAGUGUCCCGGUGAUGGGACUGGCCAGCCUGCGUCUCGAAGAUGAUCAAAAGCCCGAGAACGAUGAUGAAGAUGAGGAGUACAUUGUGCCCAACGAGCUGCCGCGCACCCAAAGAAAAAGCACUCCGGUUCCCAAGAAGCGCAAGAAGAUUUCCGUGACGACGACCAUCAGCGACAGUGAGACAGAGCAAGAGCUGCAGGAGCCGAAGGAGAAGCUGAAGAAGGGGGCCGGGUCCAAGUCCGGGUCCCCUCAAAAGGCACAAAUGCCAGAGAAAUUAACCGAAAAGAAGGAGUCACAGAAAACAGAGACGGAUAUGGAGACAGAAGAAAAGUUAGUAGAAAAAUGCAACAGCGAUAAGGAUAAAUAUAUAGUCGACGGAGAAGCAGAGAAAGUCGUGGGAGCAAAUGAAAAACGAGUCGAAGGAGAAGAGAAACCAGUCGCAAAUGCAGUGGAGGACCACAAAGAAAAAGAAACCGAGGCAAAGGAAGAUCUCGAUGCCGAAAGAACAACCAUAACGAAGAAUAGGGAAGAAAACGAAAACGAAAACGACAAGGAUUCCGAAGCGAAUGUAAAAGCGGACGGAAACGGACACGGGGACGAAAACGUUGCCGAUAAAGAAAAGGACGCCGGAGCUACCAGCUUGAUUGAAGCGGAAAUAGUGCCCGAAGCAGAGGUAGAAGUGAAAUCGGAAUUAGAACAAAAACGAGAGGUGCGCGCCGCAAACGAUGAGAAAGCGGAUGGAACUAAUAAGGAUGAGGACCUGCUUGAUUUGGUCGAUGAGACUCUCUUGGAUAAGCUAGUGCUGGAAGAAUCGGUGAGGGAGGAACGGAAAAAAGAUGAUAUCGGUGAAAUACUGGAUCUGGGUGCAACAAUGGAUCUGGGUGCAGCCCUGGAUGUUGUGGAUGGCAAAGCAGAACCACCGCUGACGGCCGAGGACGAGGAGGAUAUACUGGAAAUCCAGACUUCCUUGGAGGAUGUGCGUCAGCUGCAUACGCCCACAUCUAGUCCAUGCAGGAGCGUCGUACCCCACCAGCGUUCAGCAGCACGCAUCGACUCUGGCGACUCGGAGGCUAGUUUCAAAUCCUUGAGCGCAGCGACCGAUACCUCCAUCAACCAGGAUCUCGUCGUGACACCCCCUCGUCCACUGGAAGCUGCCCCAUCGCCCACAUUGCCAGAUGAGCUAAUAUCCAUGCAUAAUUGCAACAUAACCAGCAUUGAUCCGACUUCCAGGGGGGCUACCCCGCCGAUACCAUUCUUCGCCAUUGAGUCCGAGCGCCCGUCCGAGGACGAUGAUCUGGUUACGUUACCGGAGCACGACUUUCAUCUGAGCUCCAGCCGACAUGCCAUCUCCAGGGGAACUCUGGAUGACAUCAUGACUGCGUUAGACUCCUAAGCAGCUCUGAGAAAAACUCACACAACUCAUCACACUAUAAAAAUAGAAUUUCACAUAAAAACAUUUACACACACACGCCCACAAAUACACACACACACACAUA
Messenger RNA from Drosophila persimilis, 2854 nucleotides. RefSeq lists its product as uncharacterized. Lineage: Eukaryota; Metazoa; Arthropoda; Insecta; Diptera; Drosophilidae. The record is from RefSeq and is a predicted model, not a curated record. The coding region runs from base 163 to 2751 and encodes 862 amino acids. The transcript has 5 exons.